This is a messenger RNA of Ochotona curzoniae (black-lipped pika), 585 nucleotides long. RefSeq names its product transmembrane protein 212 (gene TMEM212). The record is from RefSeq and is a predicted model, not a curated record. Lineage: Eukaryota; Metazoa; Chordata; Mammalia; Lagomorpha; Ochotonidae. Bases 1 to 585 code for a protein of 194 amino acids. The transcript has 3 exons.
AUGAAGGACUUGUACCAGCUUGCUGGCCGGAUUCUCGUUGCCCUUGGGAGUCUCAGUGUGCUCUCUGGAAUUCUUGGGUUCUUCCCUGUGUUUUCUUACAAGCUUUGGUUCACAGGAUGGAGUGUACGGAUUGCUUGCCCCAUCUGGAAUGGAACACUGGCCCUCACGGCAGGCGUGCUGCUACUGUUGGCUUACAAAGAAUGGACCCAGAGAUCCCUGUGGGAAGCUAGCUUCACCUUUGUGACUCUGAGCAUUAUGGGAUGUCCACUUCAUUUUGCAAUUGCCUUCGAAUCAGCUCUUCUUGGACCCUACUGCUUCUACUCAUUUUCAGGGAUUGCAGGGACCAAUUAUCUUGGUUAUGCAGUUGCCUUCCCUUUUCCUUAUACAAAAUUCCCAUCCAUUUGUGUGGACCCACCACACUAUGAAGAGUACCACUUGAUACUUCAAGCUGUUGACCUGUGUUUGAGCUUUUUCCUACUCUGUGUAUCCCUGACAGUGUUCAUAAAGCUUUCCAUAAGAUUUAUCCAAAAUGGACAUGUAGAUGCAAGUUCCAGCAAAGGAGGAGCCCAUUCUUGUUGCACUUGA